Messenger RNA from Eurytemora carolleeae, 6258 nucleotides. RefSeq names its product sortilin-related receptor. The coding region runs from base 87 to 5171 and encodes 1694 amino acids. The transcript is spliced from 39 exons. NCBI's taxonomy places the organism in Eukaryota, Metazoa, Arthropoda, Copepoda, Calanoida, Temoridae. Gene Ontology annotation, molecular function: protein binding. The record is from RefSeq and is a predicted model, not a curated record. Gene Ontology annotation, cellular component: membrane.
AACUGAGUAGAAAGUAUCCUGCUACACGAAGUAUUCCAAUUCUAACUACACAAGCAGCACCAGGAGUAGUGCUAGCUACAGGGAAUAUGGGCCGGAAUCUGCAAACUAAGACGAGUGUUUACAUGUCAGCGGAUGCAGGCUUAUCCUGGCAUCAGGUUCUUCAGGGUAACUAUUAUUACAAUAUCGGCGAUCAUGGCGGAGUUCUUGUGGCGGUUAAAUACUUUAAAACUGAAGGAUUUACUAAUGAAAUCAUGUACUCUACUGACGAGGGACUUAAUUGGAAAUCUCAUCAGUUCUAUCCAACACCUAUGAGGAUAUUUGGUUUGAUAACUGAACCGGGAGAGAACACAACAAUCUUCACAAUGUUUGGGACAAAAUUUCAACCUGGGAAACCUAUAGACUGGAUCAUUAUAAAGGUUGAUUUAUCGAGUGUAUUCAAGAGGAAUUGUACAGUCCAAGAUUACAAAGAUUGGUCCCCGAAACCCCCAGAGUCCUACUCGGAGGACGGAUUGAUGUCUAAGUGUGUCCUGGGGCGGAGGGAUGUAUAUCGGCGGAGAUCACCCAAGGCUGAUUGCUUCAAUGGCGAGGACUACACCAGGGCGAAGAGAAUGGAGGUGUGCGAGUGUACUCACUUGGAUUACAGAUGUGAUUUCGGAUAUAUCCGUGACUCUGGUAAACUGUCUGGAUGUAUAAAGGAUCCAGAGUUUAAUAUUCAUCCUCCUGGAAUACCUUCACCCUGUCCCCAGAAUACAUUCUAUAAUAUCAGCAAGGGAUAUGUCAAGGUGACCGGAAAUGUUUGUGAAGGUGGACAAAGUUCUAGAUACGAACCGGAAGUACGGGCCUGUCCAUUUGAUAUCAAUGGACAUGAGACGUAUAUGCUGGUGGCACAGAGAACCAAGAUAGUCAAGGUUUCUUUGAAGGAGAACAAUUCUACUGUGGAAACUCUUCCCCUGGUUGGUAUUCAGAACGUGAUCGCUAUGGAUAUGGACUACGCUAGUGAGUGUGUAAUAUGGGCGGACAUGAACACAGAUGUUAUAAACAAACAGUGUUUGACUAAUUCAAGUCAGGUUGAAGAGCUCGUUGGGUCAGGUCUCAGCUCCGUCGAAGGAAUGGCGUUCGAUCAGAUCUCCAAGAUUCUCUACUUUGUCGACGGGUUCAAGAAAACUAUCGAGCUCGUCAAGACUGACGGAUUACCUACCGGACACAGGAUAAGGAAGAUUAUAUUGACGCGUGCACAGCUCGGUCACACCAGCAAACCCAGAGGUAUAGCUCUGCAUCCUAAGCAGGGAUACAUGUUCUACACUGACUGGGCAGAGAAGGCAGCUUGUGUGGGCCGAGCACUGUUGGACGGAUCUAAUCAUUCUAUUAUUAUCAAUUCGGUCAAUCAGAGGGGGAUGAUUCAGGUUAAAUGGCCGAAUGGUAUAACGGUUGACACAGUAUCUGAGCGCGUGUACUGGGUAGAUGCCGCGCUGGAUUUUAUAGCCAGCUCAAAUCUUGAUGGCAAUGACUUUAAGAAGGUUGUGUUUAACCAGCUUGAAGUUGCACAUCCCUUUGCUGUAUCAGUGUUGAAGGACGAGGUGUAUUGGGACGACUGGACGAGGAAAUCAAUCUACAGUGCAAACAAGGACCGAGGGACAAAUAUCAGGCUUAUACAGACAGAUUUCCCAGGUGCUAUGGAUCUGAAGGUUUACUCCCCCCACCUCCUGACAGAACAGAACUCCUGCUCCUCCCACUCCUGUUCUCAUCUAUGUAUCUCUCUACCCCCCGGCCUGGAACACAAGUAUAAAUGCCUGUGUCCGGAUGGAAUGAAAGCAAAUGGAACAGGAACAGGAACAGUAUGUAUCUGUCCGGACAAUCAGGAACUUCUUCCAAAUGGAACAUGUUCAGCCGCUAAGGUUGGCGGAAGCUGUGAUCUUGAACAACAGUUUCAAUGUAACAACAAUCUAUGUAUCCCCAACCUAUGGAAGUGCGACGGUAGCAACGACUGUGGAGAUAUGUCCGACGAAAACGACUGUUUCAAGGACCAAUGUCCCGGCAAUAAGUUCCAAUGCGAGAAUAAGAAAUGUAUUCCGGCACACUGGCGCUGCGACAACGAAAAGGACUGUGCUGACGAAAGCGACGAACUAAACUGUCCCCGAACGGAUUGCGACCAUGCGACACAGUUUAAAUGUGCCAAUGGACAAUGUAUAAACAAGAAGUGGGUUUGUGACCUAGAGAAGGAUUGCUACGACGGCAGUGAUGAACUGAAUUGUACCAAGGAAGGAACAAAGUGCAAAGAUGAUCAGAUGCAAUGUGAAAUAGGAGGUUCCUGUCUUCCCUCUGCCUGGCGAUGUGACGGAGACGAGGAUUGUCCGGGAGGCACUGACGAGCACAACUGUACCAUCGACGAGGCAUGUCAAGACUGGCAGUUCCGGUGUGACAACCAUCAUUGUAUAUUCUCUACCUGGAGAUGUGACGGUCAACCCGACUGUGUAGACGGUAGUGAUGAGAAGGAUUGUAAUAUUACAGCUGAUCCUCAACUUCCACCUCCCCAGCCUAACUUCCCCCAGGGGAACUGUAAUGAUUGGAUGUUUAAGUGUGGAUCAGGACAAUGUAUUCCCUUCUGGUGGAAGUGUGAUGGAGUCGAGGACUGCUCGGACGGAACAGAUGAAGAGAACUGUGGAGAGGAUUCUAUUAAACCAAACCUUACUCCAGGUAACCGUACAGGAGAUGAACCAGCUGUAGUCGGUUGUCCUACCAACAAGUUUCAAUGUUACAACGGAAACUGUAUUUGGUCUGCCUGGCUUUGUGACGGAGACCAAGAUUGUACUCAAGGAGAGGAUGAGGACAAGGAAAUGUGUAAGGACAAGGUCCGCUGUAUACCAGGACAGUUCUUAUGUAAGCUGACCGGGGGCUGUGUGUCCUUAACAGCUGUAUGCGACGGAAAACAGGACUGCGACGACGGCUCGGAUGAACAACAGUGUCGCGAGCUGCCGACAUCAGAUGACGAGAUUCAUGUCGGCUGUGGUGUCGAUGAGUUUAGCUGCGACAGGGGUUCUGUCUGUUUACCGUGGAAGCAUAAAUGUGACGGACAUUUCGACUGCAGAGACGGAAGUGAUGAAGAGCUCUGUGAGCACUGGGGGGAGGAUAUUGCUAUAGCUAUGCUAGAACCUGUUGAUGAAGAUGGAACAGAUCACAGUGUUAGGGUACGAUGGUGGCCAAAAAGUGACCUGGUCGGAAACGCAACAAUGUUUGUUUACAAACUAUCUUACACAAUACAAGGAUUGAGUAGCUGGAGGAACCUGACUGAGGACUGGGUGUCUAGGGAGGAUUGGGAGGAUACUGUAGAUAACCUUCUCCCUGGGACAGAGUAUCAGAUCAGACUCUUCGUUAAAAACUCUCAGACAGGACGUGAAUACCAUCAUGCCCCAGUAUGUUCUACCCAGACCCUAGACGGUGUUCCUACCCCACCUAGGGAUCUGAGUAUAGAACAGAAAGGAUCUGGUGUACAACUUUCUUGGAAACCACCAGCUGACCCUCAAGGGACCAUCACACACUAUAAGGUGACUGUAUCCCAUAAUGGGAACAUGUACACUAGUGCUGAUAUAGAAGUAAAGGAUCCACUUCAGCCAAGCUCUGCAGGGUUCGGGGGACUAGAGUCAGGAAGUCAGUUCACCUUUCAGGUGUACGCAAUGAAUAAGGUUGCUUUGAGUUCUGCAAGUGAACCUUUAGAGUUUACUCUUCAUCAGGAGAUUGAGACUAUAACUAUUCUCCAGGUAACUGAGAGUAUGAUCAGAUUAAACUGGAGUUCCAUCCCUGAAAUAUCUGAGUACUACAUCAAGUUCCAGACUGUAAACCAGCUUGAUCAGGGUACCAACGUGAACUCUACGCAGACUAAGAUAUCUCUGGUAGGACUAGCCCCUGGUACAAAGUAUACUGUUUAUAUCUCAGGAAUCACUGAACAUGGAUUAACGCUUCCUAAACUGAUUGAGGUUAAGACGGAGGGACUCCCCCUGCCUGCUCCAACAAUACUAGAAGACGGAACAGCUUUGCUCCCUGAUAAUCCAACCAGUGUUAAACUUGUCUGGUCUAUUCCUUCUCCGAGUGCCAAGGUGUACACCUACGCUGUGUGGUAUGGAGCUUCUCUACGUGAACUAGUAGAAGGAGGACCUCGUCUUACCUUUAUAGAAUCCCACGGUACUGUCGCAGAUCUAGAUGCGUGCACUGAUUACAUAUUCGCCGUGGCAAUACUCUCCGCCAAUCACUCCGCCGGUAUUGGGCCUAUGUCCAACAAGAAAACUGUCAGGACUGAGUACAGUAUGACUGCUGUUCCUAAGAAUGUAGGUGUAGAGGGUAACCUUGUAACCUGGGAGUCCCCGUGUUCCAGCCUCGAGAACGAGGUCGGGUACACCAUCACCAUCCUCGAUACUACUACCGGCAAAUCAUCAUUUACAUCAUUAGCUGGAACGAGGAACAGCACUAUCAGCCACUACGUGAACAACCUAAUUCCUGGGGCGACCUACUCCGUCACUAUCUCACAGAAUCAUAAGAACGCCAAGAAGGCGGUUCCCGUCCUCAUGUACGGACCGGUGAUACCGCCACCCACCGCCGUUUACGCCGAUUUCGCAAAUCGUUCACUGACGGUCCACUGGGGUAAGGAAGGGGCUGCUAGGAAUGAUGAUCAGUUUACAGUUUUAUUAUCGCCAUCAGAGGAUUUAUCAAAAGGCUGCCACAGUUCUCCCUGCACCCUUUGUUUCCCAACAGUAAAGAGUCCGUUCACGAUUCAUCGAUCUGAGAUUAUGAUAGAAUUUUCUAAGGAUCCUCACUGUAAGAUAACCGAGUGUCAGGUGGCGGUUGCAACUGUUAAGUCUGUGAAUCAAUACGAAUACAUGUCCGCCUGGGUUCGAGCCUCUAGAUUACUGGUUGAUAUCUCCGAGGAGCAUCAAGGGGAGAUAGUGAUCGAGGAAUCCAGCGCCGUCGGAACCGUGAUCGGAGUCCUCUUCGUGAUUGCUAUUCUUGUCUCAGCUCUCGGAUAUUUUAUGUUCAAACACAGGAGGCUUAGAAGAACUAUUCAGGAAUAUGCCGCGUCCCAUUACAGUAGCGCCACUGGUCAUGCGACUUUACUGGAUGAAGACGACGAGAGUCCAAUUAUUCGUGGAUUUUCGGACGUCGAACCACUCGUUGUUGCCUAAAAAAAGAGAGAUUGAGAAAAGGCUUGAACACUGUGAUAUUAUUGUAGCGAACCAAAGCACGAAGUUGUUUCUAAAAUUCGAACUUAUUGUUUUUCAAAAACGUUUAAUUACACUUUUUAAAAGCUUAUUUUUACAUAAGAAAUAUAUUUAAAAAGUAAAGAACAAUUGUCUGUAAAAUAUGUUGGUUCCUGUAAGUGUGUUUGGCACAGUUCCUAAAAUACUGUACACGGAUAUAUGUCCAGCCAUACAGAACUGUACAAGGGUACAUGUCCAGUCCUUCAGUACUGUACAAGGGUACAUGUCCAGCCAUAUGGUACGGUACAAGGAUACAUGUACAGUCCUACUAUACGGUACAUGGGUACAUGUAUAGCCCUACGCGGCAUUUCUAAUAAUCCUGCUCACAAUAAAUUCCAUUCAUACAGCUUAUGAUUAAAUAAAUUAAUAUUUAUACAUUUUAAUUGUAAAAUGUUCACAGUUUUUAAGGAUCAUGUAUUUUUAAACUUCUAGAUAAUUAUUCCUUGCCUAAAAUGGUUGAAUAUUUGCGUACGGCAUUCGUUGUGAAAUUCAGAUUUAUAUUUUUAGAAAUCAUGUGAUUCUAGUUUAGCAUUUCAAAUUAGUUCAUGUGUGAAUUGUUUCUAUUCACUGCUCUUAUUAUAUUUUAGUUGGUCGAGAUUCUUACUUUUAAUAUUAAUGCCUUUCCAAACAUUAAAUUUAUUUUCCAAAUUAAUGUCGAUUUAGUUUGUACAUCUUAAACUUUAAGAUUUCAAAUGUAAAAGUACCAUGUGAUAAAGCUCAGUGAAAUUAUUUUCAAAUAUUUAAAAAAAAAAUAAUUUUGAUUUGAAAUUUAAAAAGCAACAAUUUCACUUAUCUAGUUAUUUAUACAGCACGAACAGUAGUGAUUAUAUGAGCUUAGGUAGUUCCAGGGGGAGCAAGUUUGAACAUGUGAUUUGACUCAAAAAUGGCGCUGUGUAUACAGAAAACAUGGUUUUGAACAGGAUCCCUCUGUAUUACUAGUGUUAUAUUACUAUUUAAUCAUGUCAUUGUAAAUACUAUUAGUUUCGGAAAAUAAAGGAUAUCAUAUUUAAAA